This is a messenger RNA of Dromiciops gliroides (monito del monte), 2931 nucleotides long. Its product is annotated as zinc finger protein 260-like. The coding region runs from base 1 to 2283 and encodes 760 amino acids. The record is from RefSeq and is a predicted model, not a curated record. The transcript is spliced from 4 exons. Lineage: Eukaryota; Metazoa; Chordata; Mammalia; Microbiotheria; Microbiotheriidae. Gene Ontology annotation, biological process: regulation of DNA-templated transcription.
AUGCGCUCAACAGGUGAGGCCGUAGUGCUGCAGUCUGUACCGGGAGGGGGAGGGGCGGUGUGGGCGUGCGAGGGUGCCAGCACCCGGGCAGGGCAGGGCCAGGCGGCCUCCAGCCUUCCUUCUGUGGACAAGGUCGGGUCUUUUCCAGGCCCAGCCCUGCCCCUGGACAGGCCUGUGCCGGAGGAGGAGGAGGAGGAGGAGGAGGAGGAGGUCCUGAUGGCUGGCUCGCGGGAAUUGGUGACGUUCAAGGAUGUGGCUGUGUCCUUCACUGGGGAGGAGUGGAGGCUUCUGAAGUCUGCUCAGAGGGCCCUGUACAGGAACGUGAUGCUGGAGACCUUAGAGCAUCUUGUCUCCCUGGGGCUGCCAAUUUCCAAACUGGAUACCAUCUCCCUGUUGGAGAGAGGCGAAGCACCAUGGAUUCCUGAGCAAGAAGUGCCAAGAAAAUGCUGUCCAGAUUCCCUUAGUCAGGAGACACAAUGUGAAACCAAGGACUCAAGUCUGAUGGCAGACAUUUGGAUGGGAACCUCAUCCAACAAAAUCCUACCGAAGGAUAGUUCCUGGCAUUCCAUAAUAAGAGAAUCUCAUUUCAACUUAGAAAGACACAAGGACAAGCAGGGGAGAUGGUACAAACAAGUAACAGAUACUCCUAAAACAACAUUUAAUAGAAUGAGUAUCCCUCUCUAUAAUACAUUUGGGAGAAGUUUGAGGCUGGGCUCGGUCUUUCUUCCACUCUGCGGAGGUGAUACAGGACAGAAUCUUCAUAGAUCUCCAACACUUAGAAACAGCUUCUGGGAUUUUUUAAACCUAAUUACAUCUAAUGCAGUAUCUUUAAAAAAGAACCUUUAUAAAUAUGACAAAUACAAGAAACCUUUCAGUUACCACUCAGACCUAAUUACAUUUCAUCAAAUACAUGUGGGAGAAAAGCUAGGUGAACACAGUGAAUGUGGAAAAGCCUUUGAAGGAAGAUCAAAUCUUACUGGACCUCAGAAAAGUAGAAUUGAAGAGAAGCAUUAUAAAUGUGAUGAAUGUGGAAAAGCCUUUAACCACAGAGGAAGCUUGACUAAACAUACUAGAAUUCAUACUGGAGAAAAACCCUUUGAAUGUAGUGAUUGUGGGAAAGCCUUCAGUGAGAGAGGAAAACUCAAAAGCCAUCAGAGAACUCAUACUGGAGUGAAACCCUUUGAAUGUAACGAAUGUGGGAAAGCUUUUAGUAUUAGGGGAAACCUCAAUGCACAUCAUCGAACUCAUACAGGAGUGAAGCCAUUUGAAUGUAAUGAAUGUGGGAAAGGCUUCAGUGAGAGUAGAUUACUCAAAAGUCACCAGAUAGCUCAUACUGGAGUAAAGCCAUUUGAGUGUAAUGAAUGUGGAAAAGCCUUCAAUCAGAAAGGAAACCUUACGAGCCACCAGAGAACCCAUACAGGAAUGAAACCCUUUCAUUGUAAUAAAUGUGGGAAAACCUUCAACCAAAAGCGUUUCCUUAAAAGUCAUCAGAAAAUUCAUACUGAAGAGAAGCCUUUUGAAUGUAAUGAAUGUGGUAAAGCCUUUAGCCAGAAAGGUUACCUUAAAAAUCAUAAAAAAAUUCAUAGUGGAGAAAAACCCUUUGAAUGUAAUGAAUGUGGGAAAGCCUUCUGUCGGAAAGGAUACCUUAUUACUCAUCAGAGAACUCAUACUGGUAUCAAAGCUGUUGAGUGUAAUGAAUGUGGGAAAGCCUUUAGCCAGAAAGGUUACCUUAAAAGUCAUCAGAGAAUUCAUGCUGGAGAGAAACCCUUUGAAUGUGGUGAAUGUGGGAAAGCCUUUAGCCAGAAGAGUUACCUUAAAAGUCAUCAUAGAAUCCAUACUGGAGAGAAACCAUUUAAGUGUAAUGAAUGUGGGAAAACCUUCAGCCAUAAGGGUUACCUCAAAAGCCAUCAGAAAACACAUGCUGGAAAGAAGUUAUUUGAACAAAGUCAGUGUGAGAAAACCUUCAACCAGAAUUAUCCUGAUGGUCAUCAGAAAAUUCAUAGUGGAAUAGAGCCCUUUGAAUAUAAUGAAUGUGGUGAAGCUUUUGCUGAGACAGAAGCCCUUAUUAGAUGUCAGAGGACUCAAAAUGCCAUGAAACCUUUUGAAUGUAGUGAAUGUGGAAAAGCCUUUAGAGAGAGGGGAAUCCUUGUUAGACAUCAGAGAACUCAUUCUGGAAUGAAACCUUUUGAAAGUAAUAAAUUUGGGAAAGGCUUCUGCAAUAAAGCACAUCUUGUUACCCAUCAUAGAACUCAGACUGGUUUAAAACUUUCUGAAUGUAAAUGAAUGUGGGAAAGCCUUCAGCAAAAGUAUAUGUAUGUAUACUUUAUUACCCAUAAGAAUACUUAUACUUUAAAGAAACAGUUUUAACAUUAUGAAUGGGGAAAAAAGCUUCUGAAAAAUCAAGAGUCUUAUUAAACAUCAGAGAACUCAUAGUGGAACCUAACAUUCUGAGUAUAAUAAAUAGUUUCAUCAAGAUCAGGUUAUGCCAAAGCAUAUGGCCAGCAAUUAGAAAAUGGCUAAACAAAUUGUUGUACAUGAACGUAGUGGGACAUUACUGUUCUGUAAGAAAUUAUGCAUAUGAAAAUAUUAUUAUGUAAAAUGUGGAUUCAGAAGGAAAUAAGUAGGAAAAUAAUAUAGAUGAUGACUUCAACAAUGUAAAUAGAAAGAACAACAAAAAAGAAACAACUCUGUAAUUAUAAUAUCCAGGUAUGGUCCCAGAGAAUGAGGGAAAAGCAACUAUUUCACUUCUUUGUGGAAGUUGUGUACUAUGUAUAAUGUUGCCUAUUCUUUGAUACAUUCUUGGCUUUUUAGUUAUUUUUGUGUGUUUUUUUCUGGCUCACUGGAGGGGAAGUUGAGGAAGGAUCUAUUUGGAAAUGAAGGUGAUAUAAAAAGAAAAUACAUCAUUGAAUUUAUCUUUUAAAAUAUUAAAGA